CUUUCUCUUUUUUCAUUGCUUGGUACCCACGUCUGCUGGUGAAUUCGCAUCCAUUGGAGCUGACCAAAAGGACAGAUAGCGUUGCUUUGCCUGGGAUGGACAGCUGUUCCUCUCCCGAAGCAUUCUAACGUGUAACAGAAAUCAAGCCAUUUUUUCCUGGGACAGAAUAUCAUACCUGCAUUACUUCAUUUAUGUCUGGAAGAUUAAAGCACUCAUCCCAUUCCUGUACAUAUCUAUAAAGUUGCCUACAACUUUAAAGGAUUUUAUGAGGAGCCUUGUUGCAUGGGAUCUGUAUUACCGCUGUAAAUCUCCUUGAAUUUUUAUCUUACAAACGAUAGAGUGUGCAAAUAUGACCCACUUACAAACUGGACUCAGUCCAGAGACUGUAGAUAAAGCUCGUUUGGAAUUAAAUGAGAACCCAGACACAUUACAUCAGGAUAUUCAACAAGUCAGGGACAUGAUUAUAACUAGACCAGAUAUUGGGUUCUUACGGACGGAUGAUGCCUUCAUCUUAAGAUUUCUACGAGCCAGGAAAUUUAAUCAGAUGGAGGCUUUCAGACUUCUUGCUCAAUACUUCCAGUACCGUCAACUUAACCUGGACAUGUUCAAAAAUUUCAAAGCGGAUGAUCCAGGUAUUAAACGGGCGCUUAUGGAUGGAUUUCCGGGUGUGCUUGAAAACCGGGACCAUUAUGGUCGAAAGAUUCUCCUGCUUUUUGCAGCCAACUGGGAUCAGAGUAGGAAUACAUUUGUGGACAUCCUGAGGGCUAUUCUACUGUCACUGGAAGUUCUCAUUGAAGACCAAGAACUUCAAAUUAAUGGAUUUAUAUUGAUUAUAGAUUGGAGCAAUUUUUCCUUCAAGCAAGCUUCCAAACUUACUCCUUCUAUCCUCAGACUAGCUAUUGAAGGGUUACAGGACAGCUUCCCAGCUCGAUUUGGAGGAAUCCACUUUGUCAAUCAACCCUGGUACAUUUAUGCUCUGUACACUAUAAUUAAACCAUUUCUUAAAGACAAGACGAGGAAACGGAUUUUUCUCCAUGGUAAUAAUUUGAAUAGUUUACAUCAAUUGAUUCACCCAGAAUGUCUACCAUCUGAAUUUGGGGGCACCCUUCCACCAUAUGACAUGGGAACCUGGGCACGAUCAUUGCUUGGUCCUGAUUAUAAUGAUGAAAAUGAGUAUACACACACGUCCUAUAAUGCGAUACAUGUGAAGCAUGUUCCCAGUAAUUUAGAAAGAGAAAGUUCACCAAAAUACAUGAAAAGAUCUCAAUCAGUGGUGGAGCCUGGUACACUGAUGCGUGAGGACCACAGAGACAAUGAAAACACCCAACCACUGCUUGCCCUGGACUGAUUCAACCUGCGUCACCACAACCACCGUUUUCACCAAUGGGUCUUUAUUUUUUCACUUUGCAAAAUAUUCACCAGCUAUUUGCACAAGUUGUUGCUGUGCAGAGACCUAUUUUAUUUAAUUGCCAUAGUGCCAACAUCAAUGCCAGGAGCAACUUUAUCUACAGAAGAGUCUUUUACUGCCAAAAAGGACACAGAUAAAGUACAUUAUAGCCUUUUGCGUUACAAGGUAUAUGCUCAGCUAAUGAAUUGUAGGCAAUGUCUGUCUAAGACAGAGUUAAUAGUCAGUAUUUUUAUAUUAUCAAAGAAAUAUGUUUGUAUGAAGACCCGUGAUAUUUUGUCUUGUACUGACUAUAAAUCACCAGCAGAAAAUUGUCAACAAUUAUUUUGUCCAAACAUGUUUGUUGUAACGAUAAAAUAUUUCGUGACUCACGGAGUGUCUUCAGGGAACUUGUUAACACAGAACAAAGAUACCAGGGUAGCCAGAUCUGAUGCAAUUACUGAUGUCCAACCUCUUAGCCAGUCCAUGAAAGUGGCAGUUCAGCAUUGGAAUGCCAUAUAUUGUCCCUAGAAUUAGCUGUAAGUUUCAAAUCAGAUGGUACACGGCACCCUGAGAAUAAUCUAGUACAAUAAAAACAUUUCAUCCUGUGCAGUAGUAAAAUGUAUGUGUUAAAAUAUAUAUAUUUUCCUUAUGUUUUUAAUUUAAUUUACAGAGUAUCAAAGGCCCAAGUAAUGAUAAAAGGAAAUCAUGGACAGAAAUGCAAAAAUAAUAUAAUUUUAUUUAGCCAGUGUGCUUUGUUCAUACUCAGCGAGUAAAAGUGUUAAAUAUUACAUAAAUUGGGAGACUACUUGUUUAGCUAUCUUCACUGAACACUUAUGCCACAUGCUCCACAUAGGCAAUCAUAAUCACAUGGAAUUUUGCUGUAUCAGUGAUAUCCUAUUGUAUUAGCUUCAUAAUUGAACCCAUGGACUAACAUUGACAUUUCAAACGAUUAAUAAAUCAAGCCUUGUUUCUGAAUAACUACUAUUUGAAAAUUACUGUAAAAACUCACGUUUGUCGGAAAUGACACAUAGAAAAAAUUUCUGAGUUCAUCUCACUGAACAUUUUGACCAUGUACUAUGAUCAAAACCCCUCAAAAACCUAGAUUGAUUAUAUUUAGUCAAAUCUUUAUGUCCUUAUCCAAGCAUAUACGCACAAAGGUAAAUAUUGUUAAGACAGAUCAAUCUGGUAUUAAACUUAAAGGAGGGUCCUACACUUUCCUUAAUAAGUUACACCUCCCAUAGCUGUCCCACUGAACCAUUAUAUAGACAAUGUUUUAUUAAACAAUAUAUAGCCAAUCUUCAGAUUCUCAACGCCAAAAUGCCCAUAGUUAUUUGUUUCAUGCUGGUACAGAAAUGCAACAUUUGUCAUGUAUACCUAAGGUGCCAAAGAUUCUGAUUGUUUUGUUUUUUUCAUUUAUUUGCACAAUGUUCCACAUCAUUGAAAUAAAAAUGUAUGCUAAGAAAUGUUGAGAUUUUGAAUGAUUCUUAAAUGAAUAUUUAACAUAGAACAGCAUCAGAGAAAUGCAUGUGUGCAAAUAUAUUAUUUAAAUGCCCAACAGAUGUGGAGAGAGAGCUCAUUUGUAUCUAGGUCAUCUCUUGGUUCUAAAAUUAUAGUCGCUGGAACCACUAGAGUUUUACCAUUCGUAAAAUCCAUUAAUGUGUUAAGGCCAUUAUCUAUGAAUCUGAAUCUACAAUUUAAUGCACAGUAUUUUCCAAUUUAAAUUAAAAUAUAGAACAUAUCUGAAGAAAAUAAAGGUGAGCUGUGUAAGACAAUCGUCUACACAGUAGUAAAAAUAUUGCGGUCUGUACAGUGAAGCAACUAAAAAAGCAUAUCUGGACUGCUGAAUGUUUUUCAACUGGUUUUACCUAAAUGUUCCAAAGUGGUUGUCAGUUCUUCCUGCAAUUUGCUUUCUAGUGUUAAAUCCAUCAGCUUUUGCAAUAUUGCGUUUUUUCUCCUGUAAUUAAAUAAUGAUAUGUCAUGUGUUGCAUUCAAUCCUGCACUUAUUUUAAAGAUAUGAUGAGCCUCUGAUUAAGGAGACUUUAAGACAUCACUAGACACUAAUUGGUAUGAUGAUGGAUUUAGUCUAAUUCUGAUGGAGAAUUUUAGGCUUGUGUCUACUUAGGAACACAUAAAAAUUUAGCUUUCGACAGUGCAUGCUGACAAAUUACCCUUCAAGUCCAUAUCACUUUUCCAAUAGAACUUGGAAGGUAAUAUAUAUGACUAUUAUGGGACAGU
This is a messenger RNA of Pelobates fuscus (common spadefoot toad), 3622 nucleotides long. It is a transcript of the gene CLVS1, whose product is annotated as clavesin 1. Gene Ontology annotation, cellular component: membrane; endosome; trans-Golgi network. The record is from RefSeq and is a predicted model, not a curated record. Gene Ontology annotation, molecular function: phosphatidylinositol bisphosphate binding. Gene Ontology annotation, biological process: lysosome organization. The coding region runs from base 350 to 1348 and encodes 332 amino acids. The transcript has 6 exons. Lineage: Eukaryota; Metazoa; Chordata; Amphibia; Anura; Pelobatidae.